Messenger RNA from Paecilomyces variotii, 1991 nucleotides. Its product is annotated as putative flavo protein. The transcript has a single exon. Lineage: Eukaryota; Fungi; Ascomycota; Eurotiomycetes; Eurotiales; Thermoascaceae. The record is from RefSeq and is a predicted model, not a curated record. Gene Ontology annotation, molecular function: N,N-dimethylaniline monooxygenase activity; flavin adenine dinucleotide binding; NADP binding. Bases 114 to 1793 code for a protein of 559 amino acids.
AAUAUUUAAACGGCGUCGAGAAUCCCCUUUCUCUAGGACAAAUCCUUCCAGAUUCUCCUGAUAUAACGAAAGGAAAAUAAGACUCUUUUUUAGUCGAAUAACAUACAUCCACCAUGCCGAUCAAGACUGAGCUCCACGAGUACGCCCACCGCCGCAGCACCACUGGCCCAUAUGCCGACGAUCUCGACGUCGAUGUCUUGAUCGUCGGCGGCGGGUUCGGCGGUGUCUACUGCCUCCACGAGGUCCGUAAACAAGGUCUAAAGGCAGUUAUCUUCGAAGCUGGAAACGAUCUCGGCGGAACCUGGAGAUGGAACUGCUACCCCGGAGCGGGAGUCGAUUCAGAAGUCCCCGAAUACCAGCUCUCGAUCCCAGAAACCUGGAAAGACUGGACUUGGUCAACCAACUACCCGACUUACGAAGAGUUGCGAGCGUACUUCGAUCAUGUUGAUAAGGUGCUGAAUAUCAAGAAAGAUACCGCCUUUGAUAGCGUUGUAGUCGGGGCCCAGUUCGAUACCAAUGAAGGGAAAUGGCACAUCAAGACGGCCGAUGGGAGGGUCGCGAAGGCAAGAUACUUCAUCAUUGCUGCGGGCUUUGCGGCAAAACGCUAUAUCCCAGAAUGGCCUGGAACGAAUACCUUCAAGGGAAUCAUCCAUCACUCGUCCUUCUGGCCGGACGAACAUAUCGACGUUCGAGGCAAGCGCUGUGCGAUUAUAGGCACUGGAGCAUCCGGAGUGCAAAUCACUCAGGCCUGGGGUCCCCAAGCGGGCGAACUAAAGGUCUUCCAGCGCACGCCGAAUCUCGCUGUUCCCAUGAGAAAGCGCGCUCUUACCGUCAAGGAACAGCAGGAUUCAAAGCGCUUCUAUCCCGAGCUUUUCGACUACCGUGAAAAAUGCUUCGGGGGGUUCCUCUAUACAUUCUGCGAAAGGGGCGUGUUUGAAGAUAGCAAAGAGGAGCAGGAAGCAUUCCUCGAGCAACUCUGGAAGGAUGGAGGUUUCCGGUACUGGCUUGCCAAUUACAAGGACUACCUUUACGACCCGAAGGCGAAUCGUGUCGUUUACGAUUUCUGGCUUAAGAAAGUCCGCGAACGUAUCGGUGACCCACAGCAACGUGAGAUUCUGGCUCCUGUCGAACCGCCACAUCCCUGGGGUGUGAAGAGGCCAUGUCUGGAAUACAACUACUAUGAGCAGUUCAACCGACCUAGUGUUGAAGCCGUCAAUAUCAAGAAUAACCCGAUCGUUGGGUUCACCGAAACCGGAAUCAAGCUGCAGGAUGGAUCUCAUUAUGAGUUCGAUGUGAUUUGCAUUGCUACCGGUUUCGAUAUCACUACCGGUGGCAUGACGAGUAUGGGCUUGCAAAGUAUCCAUGGGAAAUCACUGAAAGAUGAGUGGAAGGAAGGUGCUUACACCUAUCUCGGCACCACGGUUAGUGGAUAUCCGAAUAUGUUCCAUCUCUAUGGUCCACAUGGACCUACUUUGCUCAGCAAUGGACCUACUAGCGUGGAGAUUCAGGGCCGUUGGAUCUCCGAUGCUAUCAAGCAGAUGGAGCGCCAGGGAGUUAAAUAUAUUGACCCUCUUCCAGAAGCAGCUCUGAACUGGAAAAAGCGCAUCAAUGAGCUCUCUGAUAUCUCAUUGUUCCCGACGACAAAGUCCACCUAUAUGGGUGGUAGUAUGCCGGAUAAGGUGUUUGAACAGGUCAACUAUGCUGGUGGUGAGUAUGCUUAUUCGCAGGAAAUCCGUCAGGCUCUGCCUCAGUUCAAGGGGUUCAACGUUGUGAAGAAGCAGUAUCUGAAUUGAGGAUUGUUCCUGUCCAAUGGAUAAUUGUUGGAUUCCUAUGGCCUAAACUGAUAUGUAUCUGUCUGUCUGAUCAAUUGAUUUCCCUUCGGACACAUAACACUAGUGUGCUCUAUGCGCAUUGAUCCUAUAUGUUUACGGAGUAUGAAUACCAAGAUUGUCUCAUGACUGAUUCUCUGUAUUGGGCUUGCAUAUGCUCUC